Manihot esculenta (cassava) is the source of this 1367-nucleotide messenger RNA. RefSeq names its product phosphoenolpyruvate carboxylase kinase 1. Gene Ontology annotation, cellular component: nucleus; cytoplasm. The transcript is spliced from 2 exons. The record is from RefSeq and is a predicted model, not a curated record. Gene Ontology annotation, molecular function: calmodulin binding; ATP binding; calcium/calmodulin-dependent protein kinase activity. Gene Ontology annotation, biological process: protein autophosphorylation; intracellular signal transduction; peptidyl-serine phosphorylation. The coding region runs from base 245 to 1063 and encodes 272 amino acids. NCBI's taxonomy places the organism in Eukaryota, Viridiplantae, Streptophyta, Magnoliopsida, Malpighiales, Euphorbiaceae.
UAGUACGGACAUUAAGUCGACCGACCCCUUUCCCAUCCAACCGCUCCCUGCCUAAGUUACAGAUGUUUCCAGCCGUUGGAUAUCAUAGCGCGUGAGCUUCCUACUGGCUUAGUCCCCAGUGUUCGAAUAUUCGAAAAAACAUUCCAAUCCAUGGGAGAUAAAGAAACCCACGAAACAUAACCUUAAUUACCUGCAAUAUAAAAUACAAACAAAAAAACAGAGUAGGAGCAAAGCAAACAAAGCAAUGACCGAAGCUUUAAACAGAGACUACCUAGUCUGCGAGGAGAUCGGUCGUGGACGUUUCGGCACCGUCUUUAGAUGUACUUCUCGCGCUACCGGCGAUUCUUUUGCCGUCAAGUCCAUCGAUAAGAGCCUUACUUCUGGUGACUCCCUCGACGCCCAAUGCCUCCUCACGGAACCGAAGAUACUUCACCUUCUCUCACCUUAUCCUCACGUAAUCCAGCUUUACAACCUCUAUGAAGAUGAAUCUCACCUCCACAUGGUAAUCGACUUGUGCUCCGGCCAGGAUCUUCACAAUUUAAUAUUAUCUAACGGCGGCGUUGUUCCCGAGGCGGAAGCCAGAAUGCUUUUUCUUCAGCUGAUGAGAGCCGUUUCCCACUGCCACGAGUACGGUGUCGUUCAUCGCGACAUCAAGCCUGAUAACAUUUUGCUCGACUCCAGAAACUCGGUGAAGUUAGCCGAUUUUGGAUCCGCUGAGGUGGUUAUGGACGGGGAGAUGAUUAAUGGUGUUGUAGGCACGCCGUACUACGUGGCGCCGGAAGUUCUGGUCGGAAGAGGGUACGGGGAGAAGGUGGAUGUUUGGAGUGCUGGAGUGGUGCUAUAUAUUAUGUUAGCCGGGUUUCCACCUUUCUAUGGUGAAACCACUGUGGAGAUAUUUGAUGCGGUUUUGAGAGGGAAUUUGAGGUUUCCGGUGAGAGCUUUCCAAGGCGUGUCGCCGGCUGUUAAGGAUCUAUUAAGGCGGAUGCUUUGUAGGGAUGUUUCCAAGAGGUUUUCUGCGGAACAAGUAUUAAGGCAUCCUUGGAUAACAAAUGGAGGAGGAUGAAGUGAGUGAGUGAAGAAGCUCUUAGCUCAUACUGUUAUGUAUGUAUGUGUAUGUAUAUACAUAUAUACUUUUAGGUAUAGAUAUGCUAGAUGGAUUGGAUUCCGAGUGUAUAUAUCCUACUAGUUUUGAAGAGGUUGCUUUUGUUUUGGUAGAACAAGAGGAAAAAGAAAAGAAGUUAUAUAUGUACAUUAACAAUAGUUUUUCAACCUUAAGAUGAUGCUUUUUUUUUUCUAUGGGAGAAAAAAUAAGUGAGUUUUUUUUUUUAAAUAAUUGAUAAUGUAUAUAUUUAGAAUUAUUACUAUUA